This is a messenger RNA of Telopea speciosissima, 584 nucleotides long. RefSeq lists its product as uncharacterized. NCBI's taxonomy places the organism in Eukaryota, Viridiplantae, Streptophyta, Magnoliopsida, Proteales, Proteaceae. The coding region runs from base 56 to 394 and encodes 112 amino acids. The transcript has 2 exons. The record is from RefSeq and is a predicted model, not a curated record.
UAGGAAUUAUGUGAGCAAUAUUCAGGGGGCUUCGUGUGGUUGCUGUGGAGGAAAGAUGACGGCUGCGAUGCAUUUUGUUGAGGGAAAAAGCUCGACGACAGUGGCGAAUGCUGGUGGUGGUUCCGGUGUUGGAGGAGAAAGGGGUGGAGACGGGUAUGUGAAGGAGGUGGUGACUUACAUGAUUACUGAUGAUUUGGAAGUGAAGCCAGUGUCUACCAUCUCUGGUAUUACCUUUCUUAAUAGGUAUGAUGUUAAGGAUAUCGCAGCCUUGGAGGAUAGGGUCGUUCAUUUGGGCAUGAAAGAGGGUUUGGAUUUGUUAAGGGCAUCAUUGCAGUCAAAGUCGGUUCUUACGGAUGUUUUCCUUGCGAAGAAAGGGGUUAAGUUAGAAGUUUGAACUAUGUUCUUCUUCUACUUCUUCACAAAAGACUUGCCCAACACAGCGAGGGCUUGUGUCUUCAGGAUGGCUUCAUCAUCGACAUCAUUUCCAGUAGUCAUCAUCUUCUUCUUCUUUGUUUGUGAUGGUAAUAACCCUUUUAGUUUAUGAGUUGUGGCUGUAAUUAAUUUUAGUGUUACUUUCAUGGCAA